Molecule: messenger RNA, 432 nt
Organism: Dictyostelium discoideum AX4
Lineage: Eukaryota; Evosea; Eumycetozoa; Dictyosteliales; Dictyosteliaceae
Exons: 2
Coding region: 1-432 (143 amino acids)
Cellular component (GO): CST complex
Molecular function (GO): single-stranded DNA binding
Source: RefSeq, a predicted model, not a curated record
AUGUCAAAUAAAAUUAUAGAACAUUCAAAAAUUGUAAUGAUAGAUGAGAUAAUGAAUAAUAGUAAAGAGUUCUCAUUAAAAGAAAGGUCAUCAAUAAAGACGAUAGGGAUUUUGAAAUUGAUAGAUUUAGAUAAUAAUUUAGCAUUAUUAGAAUAUAAACAAACUUUUUUAUAUUGCACAAUUGAUCAAUUCAUUUCUCAUUUACCUUCAAAAUUAAAUACAUAUUACCAAAUAAUAGGUGAAUUAGAGAAACCAAAUUUAAAACAGCAAAAAGAAAUUGAAAAAAGAGAAAAUUUAGGUAAUAAUAUUAAUAAAGAUUGGAUAUUAAAUUCUAGAGUUUAUAGAUUAAUUGAUGGUAUUGAUAUUGAUUUAUAUAAAGAGUCUUUGAUUGUCCGAAGAAAUUUUGAACAACAGAAUGCUUCUUUUAAUUAA